Molecule: messenger RNA, 3470 nt
Organism: Mercenaria mercenaria
Lineage: Eukaryota; Metazoa; Mollusca; Bivalvia; Venerida; Veneridae
Exons: 7
Coding region: 16-438 (140 amino acids)
Source: RefSeq, a predicted model, not a curated record
ACGGUAUGUUGUAAGAUGGCAGCUAUGUUUGGAAAAAUUGCUGUUAAAGGUGUAAAAAGAAAACACUCUGAAAAUGAAAGCAAUGAACAAAAAUAUUUGGGAAAUAUUCACCUGGCAUAUGGUGUGAAAGGAAAGGGUAUUAAAAGGAAUCAUAUUGAAAAUGAAAGUCAAGAGCAAAUACAUUCGGAUAAGAUUCAGAGGACAAGUAUUCAAGAAAGGGGUGAAGUUGGCAUAAUGAAUGUGUUGGCAAUCAGCGGCAGAGGGAAUGACAUCGGGAUGACACAUUCAUUGGCAGACAACGAUAAAGCAGUCGGCGAUAGAAGAGCAAGUAUGUUAGAAGAAAGAGUACUAGGAAAUACCAUGCCAGCUACAAGUUGGGAUUGUGGAGACAUGGAAAUCUCAAGGGAUAGUGCCGAUGUGGAUGUAAACGAUAUGUGACAGUUAUAAAGAGUAUAAGUGGCAUAUUUUGCAGCAAUUAGAAACAACCUAGAUCGUCAACGAACGUGUCAAAUGUGUUUGUCAGUGUGUAUGCGUAGAAACUCCCAACAAGUUGAUAUAAUAUAAUUAGAUAUCGAAUUUCAUCGUAACGAUUUCGUCUGACACAUUUUGUAAUUCCUGAACCAGCAGAAAAAUUGUGAAAUUUGACAAUCAUAUAAAAAUAAUCUACAUGCAUAUAUUUGCAUGCACGCGCUCAACCUCUUUAAAACAACUGCAACGUAUUAAUUUAUUGAAAAAGAGAUACACUCAUACAACCCUUUAAGAAGUUGAAAAUUAAGAAAUUUGUGAUGUGUCGUUGAAUAAAAUAAUUAUUUUGAGCUCAGAUGCGAAGAAAUUAUGUCACGACGGCAUACCUUGAGUGAUAUGAUGAUACGUAUCUGAAUGACUGGUAUGCUGAUAUUUGCAGUAUGUUUUCCUCGCAAGAUUUAAGUCAUUUAAAUGUCUAUCUUUUAGCAGUCAUUUUAGAAUACUAGUAUCUCAACAUAAGAACGUUCAUGAGGUAUCCUAGCCAUAAAUGAGUAUGAUUGUGAUUUUCAUUUAAAGGCAGUAACUGUUUGUAAGAUUUUAUUGUAUUAUAGAUUUAAAUAUGUUUUCGCCUUUGUAAGAGGGAAGGUUGUACUGUAAUAUAUGACAGUUAGUUCAUUCAUUUCUCAUACAAAAGCUGCAAAAGUUCAAAACGAUAGUUGUCAAACAUUCCACACCAUCUCAGGCGUACGCAGAUAUUUCGUAUAUUUUGUACAUAUUUUAUACUUAGCUUUUGUUUAGUUGUUGUUUUUUUUGUGACUGGUUUUUCAUAAUGACCUGUCAAUAUAAUUUGUGCGUUAUUUUGUUUAAAAUGCAUAUUAUUUUUGCGAAUUAACCCUAAUCUUGAUUCUGAAAUUCGGGCUGUAUAAAGAAAGAAGAUUGUUAAAACACGAACUGUUUUAUUAAUUUAAAAUCAGUAUAUAUCAGUUCACACAAAACAUGGGGAUUUUGCUAUUGCUUUUGCUUAAAACCUUCUUACUAAAGCCAGACAAAAUGACAGCAUGACUAUAUAUGUUAUGUUGGUAUGUUCGCAGAUCGGACGCAUGUAUCAUUUAAUAGAACAUGGUUUCAUUAGGACUUAGAAAUGAAAUUCAAUACAAAGCCGCCCUUAUCACUUCCGUUUUGUACGUCAUUUUUAGUUUAGAUUUUUAUCGAUUGCUCUCACCGGACUUUUUUCUUCUCUAAAAGAUGCCAGGAAGUCUUGUUAAAAAUUAUAUAACUUAUUACAAUAACAAAACUCUGAUGAAAUUGUAAUGCUGUUUUCAAAAUGAAUUGUUUUCAACCGCUAAUAAAGAAAUAGGGGUAUAUUUGUACCCAAAAACUAUACAAUAAUACUGUUGGUGAAUUAGAAAUUGUUUACUUCUGUGCACUAAAAGCACUCAACUCUCAUCUCUCAAUAUUAAAACGGGGAGAAAAAUGUGCAGUCAAACCUGGACUUGAACCCGGGGCCUCGGAAAACCGUUCCGAUGCUCUACCGACUGAGCUACCCGGCCGCCUACACACAUUCUCCUCGUUUAAAUAUUCACGUCCUUUACCGUGACAAUUAUAUGACAUAUUUCUUCCUUUUAAUUUUUGUUUUUCUUUGCUUAAGCUAUACGACCAUGAUAAAUAUUUCACAACUAAACACUCCUUUCACAGGCAUGUCAAUUAUUCACAGAAACACAUAAAUACAUAGGUAAUUUUAAAUAGUGUUCAGGACCCUGUUUUUCGAAAUUUAAACAGGUGAUUAAGGUAAUGGCGAUUAAUUUAAAAUGUUAUAUUUCAACAUGUUAGAAGAAAAGUUAGGCUCUUAGUGCUCAAAUUAUUGAGUACAUUGGUGUAAUAAUACCUUAGAUUUACCUUAAUCCGUUGUUUAACUUUAUUAAUCUGUAAUUUUUGCGCUGAUGUAAGAGCCUUUCUCAGCGGGGAUUUUAUUUACACUGUGCAGUCUAACUUAUUGAAAAUAGGGUAAGUGCGAGGUUGGCAUGCCCUUAACGCGUUUAAACCCCCAGAUACCUUUAUAUAGGUUCCUGACCGUUCUGAGGCGGUGCCCCUGUUUUCAACUGGUUAUCUGUCUGUUAUUGUCUGUUGCGUAUGUUUUCUUGUUUGUUGUAUGUGUUUUUUCCUCCUCCUUACUCCCCCUAUCGCCCCCCUCCUUUCCCCUUGCAUUUGCGCUACUUUAUGCAUCCCUCCCCCUUUACUUUGAGUUUGUUUUCGUGGCUCCCAUUUAUUCAUGCUGACAGGACCCUAAGGCGGUACACAGUUGUUUUUUUUCCUGCUUAUAUGGGUGCGUUCGUAUGAUUGUGUAUCUAAUACGUACCCUACUGUUUUCUAUGUUAUUUAGUUGUAUGUGGUUGUGUGUUUGAUUUUGGUACAUGAGUGUCUGCGCUUUUGUGGUUUACGUUGUAGUGUGACUGUUAUUAAGGAACGUAGCAUUCUCUUUGUAUAUUCAUCCUUGUUCAUCUUUCCCCUUCAAGUUUCCCCCUCCACCAUUUUACCACUCCCCCUCUGUCUAUAUUUCACAUUAAUUAAUAUGUACUUACUACAUGUUGGAAGCAACCCAUCUGUAAUAUUUUUCCAUUACAGCUACUUAAAUGUUUGUUGUGGGCCUACUUUGCAAAUGCUUGGCUCUGAGGCUGUGUUUAAGGUGCUAUGUGCUUCCAAGAAAUCUACUCUUACCUAUUAUUUUAAGUAAGACAGAUGAGAAGUUAAGGAUUUUAAACACUAAAAGUCUUAACAAUAAAGUCAAAACAUCAUACCUGUCCAGUGUUUCCCACAAAGACUGAUACUUUGAAUCAAAAUUUAACCGGUGUUAGCUUAAUAGUCGUUUAAAAUUUCGAACAACUGGGUCCAGUAAUUCAGGAAUUUUGUUUUGGUUUUUAAAGAUCAACUCUUUUAUUCAUAAGAUUGUAAUCGUGUUAUAUAGUGUUUGUACAUAUGAUAUAUAUGAUAUAUAUUUAAUAAAAAUU